Messenger RNA from Aedes aegypti (yellow fever mosquito), 533 nucleotides. RefSeq names its product cuticle protein 19-like. The record is from RefSeq and is a predicted model, not a curated record. The transcript has a single exon. Gene Ontology annotation, cellular component: extracellular matrix. The coding region runs from base 151 to 498 and encodes 115 amino acids. Lineage: Eukaryota; Metazoa; Arthropoda; Insecta; Diptera; Culicidae.
UCAAUAAAAUAAUUCAUUUCAGUUUUGUUAAUUGUGUCCACGCGAUAAGCGAGCUAUAAAAGCUCGAUUUAAUCCAUUAGCAACCAUCAGUAACUUGUAGACAAAGGCUCAAUCAACAGAUCAACUCCCCAAAUCAACAGGAGAUCCACGAUGUUCAAGAUCAUAGCUCUGGUUGCCUGUUUGGCUGUAAUUGCCUCCGCCCAGUCUUACGGAGGAGAUUACGGUCACCACGAAGAUCACCAUCACUCUUACCCAAAAUACAAGUUCGAAUAUGGCGUUAAGGAUGGACACACCCACGACCACAAAAGUGCCUGGGAACACCGAGAUGGAGACCACGUGAAGGGACAGUACACCCUGGAUGAGGCUGAUGGAACACAUCGCAUUGUUGACUACAGCUCCGAUCACAAGGGAGGAUUCCAGCCACAUGUUCUGCGCAAAGGACAUGCUCAUCAUCCACACCAUGGUGAAAGUUAUGCCAAUAUUGAACAACACUAUUGAAGAUGAUGAAUAAAUUUGAUUUUGCAUGAAAAUAA